This is a messenger RNA of Lingula anatina, 3772 nucleotides long. Its product is annotated as centrosomal protein of 78 kDa. NCBI's taxonomy places the organism in Eukaryota, Metazoa, Brachiopoda, Lingulata, Lingulida, Lingulidae. Gene Ontology annotation, cellular component: ciliary basal body; centrosome. The record is from RefSeq and is a predicted model, not a curated record. Gene Ontology annotation, biological process: G protein-coupled receptor signaling pathway; cilium organization. Gene Ontology annotation, molecular function: protein binding.
GAGUCAACCGGUCAUUUCGAAGCACGCUUCCUUUGUUUAUUUACAAUUUAUUCAGGUGAUAAUAUAAGAUUGAUGGCUUCAUAUCUCAAGAUAUGCAGAGUGCUAACAUGAUAGAGAGUGUGAAGGUUAGGCAGAGAGGAGCCUAUGACUUUGAGGCACACUAUAACUAUCUAUGUGCACUACAGGAUUCUGUGCCACUGCCAGCUGUGAAGGCACACCUGAGUGAUGGGGUUCUGGAUGUCAGUGGAGACAGAGUCAGGGCCAAUGACUGGGUUCCCCUCUUAAACACAUUGAGGAUCAACAAAACCUUAGAGUUUAUAGCUUUCAGAAGUUAUUACAGACAGGUUGCAGAUAAAACUGAUCCCAGAUCACAGGUACUUAAAAGAAAGACACCUGCCAUCCGCUCCAAGGAGAUCACAUACCGACUGUGUAGGUCACUUCGGGAAUGUCUGACUGUCACUCCAUCACUGACCUGCCUCGAGCUGCAGGGAUUACCUCUGAGAGAGAGGGACCUCACUGUGCUGGCUAAGGGUAUACUAAAGAACAGGACUUUGAAUCACCUGUCACUUGAAUACUGCCCUAUAGGAGAUGCUGGUUUGGAAAUCCUGUGUAAGGCCAUCAAGAACAGUGGAAACAUUGCCUCUGUCAACUUCACAGGGUGUGGCAUAACCUCCAAAGGAGCAGACAUGUUGGCAAAGAUAGUCAGGCACCAAGCCAUGAAAAGACAUAAUGAAGCCUGGCAGGACAGUUUACGCUACCGACGCCCAGAUUUGGACAAAAUGGCAGGUUUGCGUCGGAUCACAAUGAACUGCAACCCCCUUGUUGGCGAUGCAGGAGCAUCGGCAUUUGCUGAAGCAUUAAAAGAUGACUUGUGGCUUAAGGCCCUUGACAUCCAGCAGUGUGGAGUGGGCAGUUCUGGAGGAAAAGCCUUACUGGACACACUGAAGUUCAACACCACCAUCGUAGUUCUGGACAUCAGAGCUAACCCCAUGAUUGAUCGCAACACACUACAGAGUAUUAUGGAACACAUCAUGAUAAACAGCAAUGGGCAGGACACAGAGUACAAAUGGAUCAAGGCAGAAAGCCCUAAAGAUCCCAUGAAGAUUACCUUUGGCAGAGUUCCUACUAGGAAAAGGAGAACCGUUACACUGAAUGGCAGUAUUGGCAAAAAAACAAGUAUCAAGAUUUCUCGAGACGCUGGAAGAAAAAGAUCCAAGACCAGUCCUGGUAUUAGUAGGGCCAUGCAGCAGGUCCAACCCAAACCAGGUUUGCCAUGGAGAACUGCUCUGAGGGCCUCCAGGUACAAAGGCUUCCCUCCAGAACACACCCCUGGGAGGGCCAGUGUGCAGGAAAACAUGGAGAAUACCACGCCUCCUCUGACCCCUGCAGUCAGCCUCCACAUGGAAUCCAACAAUAAUGAGACCACUACCACCACCACAGACUACGAUGAUGAUACUGUGUACCAGAAUGCUACAGCUGAGAGAGAUGUUGUACAGAGUGAGGUGAACCUGGGCGCAAUCAAGGAGAUGAAGAUUGAGUUGGAGCAGUUAAGAAGACAGCUGGCUGAAGAGAAGCAAGCAAGAUCCAAGGCUGAAAACAAGAUGUUGGAGCUAACUGUAGAAAAUGGCCGUCUUCAUCAAGAGAUCAGCACCCUACGCGCACAGCUGGAGAGAAGUCCACUUGAUGACGAUAAAGUCCUGGAGAGUAUAGAAUCCUCCUUUAAACAGUUUCAUUCCUUUUUAGACAUGCUCAGGGAAGCAGGCCUAGGUCAGCUGAUAACUGUGGCAGGAUUGGACCAAAGUGCCAUGCCAUUUGGUAAACCGACUGCUCCAGGAUACCAGAUGGAAGCACAGGAACCACCAGUGUCAACAUCAUACCCAAGACAGUACCAUUCCCAGGGUGACCUACCUGUACCAAGGCGAAGAUCCCAGUCUUCUGCUCCUCGAAUGGGAACUGCUAGUGCUUCCCAUGCUCAUGUGGGUUCUGCCAGAGUCCCUGCUCUCCAUACAGCAGUGGCGCCACCUUUCCAGCAGAGUGAAUGGCAAGAGGAGAGUGGGGACUAUGAGUCACCCCAACAGCCAUUGUUACUACCCACCCAGGCCAAGCCUGAUGCAGACUACGCAGAGGACAGGCAUCAUACAAUACAACCCCGUGUCAGGCCAGACAACUACCAAGCCACUAUAGAUCCCACAAUGCAGCACGGUGGUGACUAUGAAAUGAGCCAACCUCCUGUAAGGCUUCCUCCUCCACAGAGUGAUGAGCUGUAUCAGAGACUGUUACAAGAUACCAGAACUGUACUGCCCCAUGCAGCAUCUAGGGGUGACGCCCCUCCUGCCCAGCCUGCUGUUAUUUUAAUAAAAGGAGUAGAGUCUUCUGACAUCAAGGGGCGAAAUGAAGAACAUCACCAUGAAGAUGGCAUGCAGCCCCCUGCUAUCAGAAUAGAUCCAGGAGAAACACAGCAUAAACAGAAGCAAGGGCAUGGUGGUAAAAAGUUCAAAGAGCGGGGACAUUCUGGGGAGUCUGAUUCAGGUGCCUCUAAUGGAUCUGGACACAGUGACUCUAAACAUUCAUCCAGACAUUCACAUCACAGUAAAAGUUCUUCCUCCCAUAGGUCAACUCCCAUAGAUGACCACUAUGGUCACUCAGGGAGCUCGGGAGGGUCAACUGUUCAAGGUCAUCCAAAGAGGGAGCCACCAGUGGGUGGAGGUGUGGACAAAAGGUUACAAGAUAGGACCAAUUCACGGGAUGCCUCACCAGUGCCCAGUUCACCAGAGGCUUCACCGAUGAAAUCUCCUCCCUUCAGCUCUCCAGAUGUUUCUCCCGUGAAACAUGUUGAGGCCAGUGACCUUUCCAGUAUCUCUGAGGAACACAGCAAGUACAGUGAAAAGUUUGAGAGAUCUGAAGUAAGCGAGGUGGAGGAAGACAUUAAGGAGGACAUCCGAAUGUCUCCUCCUCCACAACCUCCAGAAAGUGAUGAGGAGUUUUAGAAAAAUAACAUUUAGGGCUAGUUUUUAAGUACAGAGUGACCCCGAGUUGCAAACAUUUGAGUUAAAUAUUAUCAAAGAUGUCUGCCAUGUAACUCACUAUUCCUCUUUACCCAAUCCGGUCCUCUGGCAGGGCCACGUUUUCAAGAUAAGAUAAUAGACUUAAAAAAACAACAACAUGGUAACACAAUUGUAACGUACAAACAUCCAGUUUGUGAACUGUAAAAUGCUGACUUUGGUUUGCAACCUCUCAUAAUGUAACCUGUUUGUAACUUGGGGUCACUGUAUUUCCUGAAUAUUUCUAUAGUGUUGGAUUUUCCCUUGUUUGUCUUUAAAAGUGAAGAAAGUCUCAAAUUGUUUUUAAAUUAUUAUUUCAUCACAACUUGGUGUAAAAAUGCCAAAGGACUGACUUAGUUUUAAAUGUCAUGUUCCAACAUGUUCAUACUGUCACUGCCAAUGAACAUUCUGCCAAUACCAUUUAGUGCAUUAAGAAUUGAGCUUACUAUAUCAAGAUAUUUGUCAUUCUGGGACUUUGUUAUGCAUGAAAUAGAUAAGUAGAUAAAUAAAAGGAAAGAAAAAAAGGUCCAUAAACAGUCUAACUAAUAUGGCUUUAAACCUUAGAAGAAAUGCAUUUUACAAAAAAAUCGUCAAAGGUUUUCACCUUUUUGGUAAACUCUGCACAAACGAGAAGCUUAAAGGAAGAAAUGAUGUGUAGUCACCCUAUUUACAUUGGAUAUAUACAGCAUUGCACAGGCUUUGUUUUCAUACAUUGGGGGGGGGGGGGGACU